Molecule: messenger RNA, 1382 nt
Organism: Tachysurus vachellii
Lineage: Eukaryota; Metazoa; Chordata; Actinopteri; Siluriformes; Bagridae
Product: leucine-rich repeat-containing protein 52
Exons: 3
Coding region: 155-1123 (322 amino acids)
Cellular component (GO): voltage-gated potassium channel complex
Molecular function (GO): transmembrane transporter binding; potassium channel activator activity; voltage-gated potassium channel activity
Source: RefSeq, a predicted model, not a curated record
UACGAUUUAUCAAAAGGAACUAGAUUACCGGGAUCACGGUCACUUCGGAUUGCGCUCGUUCGAGCAGACGUCCCGUUUCCCACAGCCUCACGGGCUCCAUGAAGGAUGCGCGUGCGCUCGGGCACACGCGCUUGAUGAGGCGGCCGGUGCUAUCAUGCGUGUGUUGGCCGAGGCCAGCGUUCAGUGCCUGCGGCUCGCCUUCCUGCUGAUGGUGGCGGCCGGCGCGGCGCCCUCUCCGGCUCUGAGCGCCGGCUGCCCCGAGCGCUGCGUGUGUGACGAGCAGCUGGUGGUACAGUGCGCCGGGCAGCGGCUGAGCGUCUUCCCCGUGGACCUACCGCUUGCCACGCGCCAGCUGAUCCUGAGCGACAACCGCAUUGGCGAGCUGCCGCCGCUGCAACUUAACUAUCUGUCCGACCUGGUGUACCUGGACUGCAGCAACAACUCUCUGACCGAGAUCUCAGAGUCGACGUUCGGCAACCUCCGUAAGCUCGCCUACUUGGACCUGUCGUUCAACGCGCUAGCGCGCAUCGAGGACCGCACGUUCGGCGCACUCGUCAGCCUUGUCAUGUUACGCCUCACAGACAACCCGGGCCUGUCCGAGAUCCAUGCGGACGCAUUCGCUGAAAAUAGCGCGCUGCAGGUUCUCGACGUGAGCCGAAACAACUUGACGACGCUCAACGUGAGCACUCUGGUGGCGCUUCCAGCUUUACGCGCUCUCGGCCUCAGCGGAAACCCUUGGCGCUGCGACUGUGACACUGAGGACCUCUGCCUGUGGGUGCACAUCGAGGGCUUCAAGUUUCAAGAUGAAGGUCAAACGGUGUGCCAGAGUCCAGCGGAGCUGCGUGGUCGUCGCCUGGCUGAGGUGGGCAUGCAGCUGCGCUCUGAAUGCCAUCAGGGUCUGGGCUACUGGGACUACCUGUUCUUCAUUGCCAUUGGCUUCGUCAUCUUCUCAGCAGGCACCGUUUCAGCCUGGGUGAUGGGUGUGCUCAUGGUGCUCUAUGAGCGCUACAGCAAAAGGAAGAGUGAGGAGGUGGACAGCUUAGAUGAUGAGAACGUGCCUAUCCGCAACGCUGGGAGUAGCCAUGGCAACGGGGACCUGAGCAAGCCCAGCAUGCAGGUGUGAUCAGGGGGUUGGAUGAGGAUGACGAUGAUCACCGCUACCCCCUUAACACAUAACAGGAGGACAAAAAGUGGAGCAGUGGAAAGGAUACUGGCCACUAAUUACCAAGAUGGAGUAUGGCAUUUUUAAUGACAAAGGUGACUUGAAUGCACUCUGUGAAUGUGUCAGAGUAGAUGUUCCGUUAAAAGGAAGGAAAAAGAGAAAAAGCCACAUAGAGUGCAUUUAUUUCCCCCCAAAUGAUCAUUUUGGGUUCCAAGUAGUU